Danaus plexippus (monarch butterfly) is the source of this 1756-nucleotide messenger RNA. RefSeq names its product ubiquitin-like-conjugating enzyme ATG3 (gene Atg3). The coding region runs from base 138 to 1103 and encodes 321 amino acids. Lineage: Eukaryota; Metazoa; Arthropoda; Insecta; Lepidoptera; Nymphalidae. Gene Ontology annotation, cellular component: cytosol; cytoplasmic ubiquitin ligase complex. The transcript is spliced from 7 exons. Gene Ontology annotation, biological process: autophagy of mitochondrion; autophagosome assembly; nucleophagy. The record is from RefSeq and is a predicted model, not a curated record. Gene Ontology annotation, molecular function: Atg8-family ligase activity.
UCAUAUUCAUUUGCAUUUGAAUACUGUCCGUUCCGAGUGCUCGGUGAAUUAAUUUUUGAUCUCGAAAUAAAGCUACAUAAAAAGAUAUCGUAAAUUGUUUAUUUCCCCUUUAAUUUGUGUUUACUAUUGAUGUAAAUAUGCAGAGCGUAAUAAACACAGUAAAGGGAACCGCCCUCGGGGUAGCAGGGUACUUGACGCCUGUAUUAAAGGAAUCUAAAUUUCAAGAGACUGGAGUGUUGACCCCUGAAGAGUUUGUGGCGGCCGGAGAUCACUUAGUCCACCACUGCCCAACUUGGCAGUGGGCCAAGGGUGAAGAGUCCAAAAUCAGGCCCUACUUGCCCUCCGACAAGCAGUUCCUCAUAACCAGAAAUGUUCCAUGCUACAGGCGCUGUAAACAGAUAGAAUAUUGUGAUGAACAUGAAAAGACAAUAGAAGACGAGAAUGACGAGGACGGAGGCUGGGUGGACACACAUCACUACGCCUCACCAGGGUUCCCUGCAGUUGAAGAGAAGGUGUGUGAGAUGACGUUAGAGGCGGCCGAGGCUGGGGACAGUGAUGGCGAGGGAGGCGGAGAGGGCGAUGAAGCUGAUGGUGAUGAUGACGCUGAUGAUGAUGAGGCCGAGGACAUGGAGAACUUCCAGGAGUCCGGACUGCUGGAUGAAGUGGACCCAUCUACAGCGCUGACGACCCGCAAGGAGCCGAGGAAGACGGUGAAACACACGGACGGAGACGAGAUAGUGAAGACGAGGACCUACGACCUCCACAUCACAUACGAUAAGUACUACCAGACGCCGCGCCUCUGGCUCAUCGGAUACGACGAGGAGCGGCGGCUGCUGAGUGUGGAGGCCAUGUACGAGGACGUGUCCCAGGACCACGCCAAGAAGACCGUCACCAUGGAGACGCACCCACACCUCUCCGGACCCAGCAUGGCGUCCGUACAUCCCUGCAGACACGCGGAGGUGAUGAAGAAGAUCAUCGAGACGGUGAUGGAGAGCGGCGGCGCGCUGGCCGUGCACUCCUACCUCAUAGUGUUCCUGAAGUUCGUGCAGACCGUCAUCCCCACCAUCGAGUACGACUUCACGCAGAACUUCUCCAUGAACUGAACCCCCUCCCCUCCCCCACCGCGUUCGCUUGCCGAGCUUGCAGUCUGCCUCUCAUCACCCUUCAAGGGACGACGCUUCAGGAAUAAUUCGCUUCGUGUCGCGUGGCUCGGUGUGAUGUCUUUAUUUUUAUAUAAACGCUAUGUUACUUGCAUUUUUAAUAAGAUUUCUUAAAAAAUGUAUCCUUGUAACGAAUACUGACAUUGAAAUAAAAACAUUAUAUAUUCAAUUUUAAAAAUACAUCACUUUUUGUAAUGUCUUUAAAAAAUAUAGAGGCUUAUGACACAAUUAGCUAAACAUCGCUCACUGUGGUCUCAGAACUCAAAGGAUGAUAAUUUCAGUACACAUAAAAAACGAGGCACAAAAGAUUAUAUACAGGUAUAGUUUUCUACAACAAGCAGCCGCCGGUGCAGCGAGCGGCCUCUACGCCAUCGUGACCUUGUACGGCGGCCUGCGGGUAGCUGGAGAUAACUACAUUAGUUUUGCAUUUGUAUUGUAUACGUGUAAUACUUUCAUUAAUAAGUACAAUUGUUUUAUCCUCGGAAGUCGUUGAGUUCGUGUUUAUGAUAGUUUAUAAAUAUAUUAAUUUAUAGCAAAUAUUUUUUUUUCUGAAUUUUUUGUGAAGCUGUUGGAAAAUAUACAUACAAAAAGCUUUA